CACCUGUCGAUAGCGAUAUCUAUUCCUGCCGUGCGCCCAUCUUCUCUUCACAUCUUAUCGUUAAUACGUCCAUUAUUUCAUUCUACGUCAAUGUCCAGCAACCUUGAAGUCUUGGCAGUCAUCUAGCAAGCUAUUAAACUGCUGAAGUUUUACAUUCAGGAAAGACUUUAACAGUAAACUCGCGACAGGCGUGUAAUAUUAUAUUUGUAAUAUUCGCCGAUAAGAUAGAUAUAGCCGGCACGUAGUGACUUGGCACGCGCUAGAGUUUUAUUUGAAUGAAUAACUCACAGUGGUUUCUGAUAAUUAAUGUCUUACGAAUAAAAGGGUUCGAACUGGGAUACUCGGCGUACAAUCAUAAUACACUGAUAGUCUGGGAAGCACAGUUCGGCGAUUUUGCCAAUACCUGUCAGGUCAUACUAGAUUGCCUGCUAAGCUCCGGACAAGCCAAAUGGGGCAGACAGGUAGGAUUGGUACUGUUGCUGCCGCACGGUUUGGAGGCCCAGGGGCCGGAGCACUCGUCCGCCAGAUUGGAGAGAUUUCUUCAGCUGUGCGACGACGAAGGAACUUAUGUGCCCGGAACGGAACCCGGUGCUCCCACCGGUGAGACCGUCGAACAAAUUAUGACGAGACAGCUUUUCGAGAUAAAUUGGAUCGUCUGUAAUCCCACGACACCUGCCAAUCUGUUUCAUCUUCUGCGUCGACAGAUAUUGAUGCCGUUCCGUAAACCGUUGGUUAUUAUGAGCCCCAAAUCAUUAUUGCGUCACCCGAUGGCGACAUCGAAUUUUGAAGAGAUAGGACCAGGUACGAGCUUUAAACAUGUUCUACCGGAUUCAUCCGUGAAAACCGGGAACGUGAAGAAGGUGUUGCUCUGUACCGGGAAAGUGUACUACGAUUUGGUCGUCGAGCGACAGGAGCGACAAUUAGAAGAUAAAAUAGCUAUUAUUAGAAUCGAGCAGCUCUGCCCUUUUCCGUAUCAUCUCUUCGCAGCGGAAAUGACAAAAUAUCCACAAGCAAAAAUCAUGUGGCUGCAAGAAGAGCACAGAAAUCAAGGCGCUUAUUGUUACGUGAGAGAUAGGAUAGCCUUAGCUUUGGGCAUUCCACUGGAGGAGGUCGAGUACGGUGGUCGCCCUGCCUCGGCUGCACCGGCGACCGGUAGCAAGAUUAUUUAUAAGAAUGAGCACGAUAACAUGAUGGCAAUUGCGAUGAAGAUUGACGAGUGACUAAUCCCGUGGCUAAAAAGCAUCGUGACUAUGUAUCGGAAAUAACAUAAUAUUUCUUCGGGAAAACAAAAUCGUGUAGUGUGAGAAAAUGUACUCGUAACUUGAAAUGUAUCGUAAAAAGAAAAACCGGAUGUUUUACAAUAAAACGCCCGCGGGGUCUAUCGUUAAUAAUAUUAUGAUAAGCGAUUGCACCUACGAUCAAUUCUGAUUACCGGAUUUGAGCGGAACUCACUCACCAGCAGGCACGAAUACUCGGCCUUUCCCUGCGUUGCGCACGAAAGAAUUACUUUAUUCGAACAAUUCCACAUUACAUUCCCGUUUUCAUCGCGCUUGCGGAAGACUUCCUAGACACGAGUCGCAAGGAUGCACGAUAUGGGACUAGAGUCAAACGUCGAUUAAGCCGGGACGCUAAUGAUCGCCAACGUACACACGCAGAAAGAAUUUACACUUCGAACAGAGGCCACAAUUAUUAACGGCUUAAAUAAUUUCAUCUGCGAUACUGGCCAACAGUGACUCUAUUGUUUCCGUCUUGAACAUGACAUUCGUUAUAUCGCACCAAGAAAUUUCCUCAGGCCGAAUAUAGAUCGUCUCGAAUUUAGAGGACAAAUCCUGUGUGAAAUCUGAAGAUAAUUUAAAAUUGAAGGAGUGGUUGAUAAGUGGUUGGUAAACAUCCGCCGGAUUAUCGGAUUGACUUUAGUCGCGUUCGGUGUCUGCAAUUUAAACUCUUGCUCAUUCGGGGAAUGAACUCCAGUUAUCGGAAUUAUUAUCGACUGUUCUUUAGUCGCGUCUUAGAUCAGAGGGAAGUCGAUACGGCGCGCUAACGUUAUGUAAUGCCGUUGCAAUGUCAUUGUUGAAGAAAUUCGUGUUUUAUGGCUUCGUGAAUAUUAAAAAAUUAUGAUUAGAU
This is a messenger RNA of Vollenhovia emeryi, 2124 nucleotides long. Its product is annotated as 2-oxoglutarate dehydrogenase, mitochondrial-like. The transcript is spliced from 4 exons. The record is from RefSeq and is a predicted model, not a curated record. NCBI's taxonomy places the organism in Eukaryota, Metazoa, Arthropoda, Insecta, Hymenoptera, Formicidae. Gene Ontology annotation, biological process: tricarboxylic acid cycle. Gene Ontology annotation, molecular function: oxoglutarate dehydrogenase (succinyl-transferring) activity; thiamine pyrophosphate binding. Gene Ontology annotation, cellular component: oxoglutarate dehydrogenase complex; mitochondrion. The coding region runs from base 276 to 1220 and encodes 314 amino acids.